Rhodofomes roseus is the source of this 550-nucleotide messenger RNA. RefSeq lists its product as uncharacterized. The record is from RefSeq and is a predicted model, not a curated record. NCBI's taxonomy places the organism in Eukaryota, Fungi, Basidiomycota, Agaricomycetes, Polyporales, Fomitopsidaceae. The coding region runs from base 62 to 346 and encodes 94 amino acids. The transcript is spliced from 2 exons.
UAUCGCGGACAGGCGGUGCCACGUCCCUACCUCACUCUAUACGAGUACAUAAUGCUGUGUGAUGCCGCUGCUGUUCGUUUCGUCUUGUCUCGCGCUUUUGGAGGUCCCCCACAUGUACAACCAUAUGCAAGCGUACGCACCUCUCCCCUCCCUCGACAUCUUGUCCCUCUGCAUUGUGAUGCUUCCCUCCCGUCUCAUAUCCGUAGCAUUUCUCCUCACCUUCUUCAAUACCUUCGCUCAUCACAAUGCAUCAGUAAUGUCGUAUCUAUACCGGGAUCCCCCCUCUUCCCUGCCCACCCUUUUUACUAUGUCUUCUAUGUUUAACAUAUUCGUACUGAACUUAUAGAUGCAGCGCUCUUCCUCCUGUAUUUGUGUCGGGUAUGGGUAUGGACUAGUGGUUGGCAGAGGCUCGGCCAUGUAUUGUACGUCGAGCGUGGAACGUUGAAGCGAGCCCUUCGUGUAGACCGUCUCCCAUGGGCUGGGCUACCCGUCACCUGCGGAAGGUUCAAGGACCCCGGCGGGCCUCGUCCUCAAAAUGGGGGUGCGGAGG